AACCUGGCCACACCUCCGGGAUCACUCAACAGCUCCGCCUCCUCGCCGCUGAUUGGCCACCGGAACUGUAGCUCAGGAGAGGCACACAGGCGGCCAAUCACCGGCGAGGAGGUGGAGCUUGGAGAGGAGGAGCCGAGCGGCAGCGCGCCGAGAUCGAAGAAAGAGAAGGAAGACAGCCGACAGGCUGUAGAUGGGAGAUUUUGCGAGCUGGAGCCAGGAGUCAAAGGUAAGUAUCAUUGGUGUCAGUGGAGGGAUAGUGCCCCAGGUGUGGAGCAGGAUCAG
This is a messenger RNA of Staurois parvus, 282 nucleotides long. NCBI's taxonomy places the organism in Eukaryota, Metazoa, Chordata, Amphibia, Anura, Ranidae. The record is from the annotation of a GenBank genome assembly.